Chroicocephalus ridibundus (black-headed gull) is the source of this 681-nucleotide messenger RNA. It is a transcript of the gene TCF24, whose product is annotated as transcription factor 24. The transcript has 4 exons. The record is from RefSeq and is a predicted model, not a curated record. Gene Ontology annotation, molecular function: DNA-binding transcription factor activity, RNA polymerase II-specific; RNA polymerase II transcription regulatory region sequence-specific DNA binding; protein dimerization activity. Bases 184 to 681 code for a protein of 165 amino acids. Gene Ontology annotation, biological process: regulation of transcription by RNA polymerase II; developmental process. Lineage: Eukaryota; Metazoa; Chordata; Aves; Charadriiformes; Laridae.
GUGAAGCUCCUCAAACAGAAACUUCUACUUCAAGGGGCGCCCAAGGAAAUGAGGUUUUUAGCUGGGCCAUCACAGAAGCAGCCGCUCCCAGGACGUGAAAGCCGGGAUCUGCCCGAGUCUCCUGGAAGGGCUGCUUGACCGAGGACAAGGGGGUCAGGACCCUCCCUGCCGGGGAAGUCACCGAUGGACUGUGGACACUUGGCUGAGAGCAGCGAGGAGGUCUCCGGCCCAGGCUCGGAGCCCGAUUCCCUGCUGCCUUCUGCUGCCGGCAGCAAUUCCUGCCCGCCCUCGGCGGCUGGGCAGAGGGCUGGGACAUCUCCUGGCAGACCCGCCGCUGCCAACGCCGCUCGAGAGCGCAGCCGGGUUCAGACCCUGCGCCAUGCUUUCCUGGAGCUGCAGAAGACUCUCCCCUCUGUGCCGCCCGACACCAAGCUCUCCAAGCUGGAUGUGCUCCUCCUGGCCACCACCUAUAUCGCACACCUCACCCGCAGCCUUCAGGAUGAGGAAGAGUCACCGGGAGAAGGCUUGGGUACCCUCCGAGGGGACGGAUACCUCCACCCUGUCAAGAAGUGGCCAAUGCGUUCCAGGUUAUACAUUGGAGCUACGGGACAGUUUUUGACUCACUCGGCACAAGGAGACAGCACAAACCAAGGAGAAACAUCAACAACUUCCCAAAUCUAA